Messenger RNA from Ictalurus punctatus (channel catfish), 2221 nucleotides. RefSeq lists its product as uncharacterized. Bases 881 to 1627 code for a protein of 248 amino acids. The transcript is spliced from 5 exons. The record is from RefSeq and is a predicted model, not a curated record. Lineage: Eukaryota; Metazoa; Chordata; Actinopteri; Siluriformes; Ictaluridae.
UGUGCUGGAUGGAGCUUGACUGCCCUCGUGUGUCCAAACUCAGGAACGGCAGUUUCCUUGAAGGGGUAUUCGGUUCCAAGUUUGUGGUAGUUAGCCAAGAAAUAUUACAUGAUUACUAUUACUCUCUCUCCCCUUUUUUAAACCCGUUCACGACAAUUAUUGUAUACAUUACCUUUAUUUUUGUAAUCUUCUUCCCUAUUUGUGGAUAUUCUCGAGUGAAAUAGAUGAGGCCACGUAGGGAACACAUGAAGUUACCUAGGAGCAGAGUCUAAAAUAUCUUUUUGAGGGACCUCAAACUAUUAUCAUUUGCUAUACUAUUAAUCAUUACGUUAAGUACAUCUUAUUCGUAUAUGGAAAGUACUUAAUGAAGAUAAUAUACUUUAUUUUUUUAUGUAACCAUUCAAGUAUUUGUUGAAAUGCUUUUGUUACCAGAUCUCUUUUACCAGACUUUUAAUUCUGUUCUCCGUAUUUGCAGCGUUUUCAGGCUUUUACUUUCAGUAUUUGCAGGCCUCAGCUCCAUGGAUCAGAAAGCUGUCUGAUCCAUGUCUAUUACCCUACCUCAGUACCCCUCCGCCUCUGCAGAAUAAACAGGUAGACAGUGAACGUGAAAGUCAGAAUCUUCAUUUAAUACACCAUUUCAGGAGUAAAAACACAGUGAGUAUCUACAUCUAAAGCUAUAAUAUAUAAACACUAUAUGUACACUAGAUGCAGAAGAGUUUUGUGGGUUUGUACUGAAGUUUGAAUGUACACAGGUUGUUUUAUGACUUGAUACCGUGACUAUUUCCUGUAAGUGAACUCUGUGCUGAUACAUGGUUUGAUUUAACACACCGAUGUUGGAGUGAAGUAAACGUGUGUCCUGCUGUAAUCUGGAGAAGGAGACAUGACCUCCAACAUGAGUGUGUCUGGAAAACAGGACUUAAAGAGAGACGAGAGAAUGAUGGAGGGAAAGAGAUCAGACUCACCAGAACCCAUCUGUGUGUCCAUAAAGAGUGACCGGUCAAUGGAUCAUCCAUUUGACUUCAGAGACAGAGCCAAUUCUCCUGAUGUGAGACCACAACAGAAGAAAUCAAACCUCAGCAGAAAUCAGUUGGACUCCAUAUUCAAGGAGCUGGAACACAAAGUCAUCACUCUGAUAAAGAAUGAGCUGAAGAGGUUUAGGAAGCUCCUGAGUCCAGAUUACCCAGCAUGCACUGAGAGGGAGGUGGAGGAUGAGGAGGAUCUGCACAGUGUCAGAGACGGAGCGCUGAAGAUCACACUGCACGUCCUGAAGAACAUGAACCACACAGAUCUCGCUAACACACUGCACAACAAGUCUGUGGCCUCUGUGUAUCAGACAUGUGGGAGGAAAGAUUCUUCCUGUGCAAGGUGCUGCUCUCACUUCUUUCAGCAUAGCUCCUGGUCUCAGAACAGGUUUAGUUCAUCGUUGCUGGUGUUGUGUAGAGGAUGUUAUAUUGUGAAAGUCACAACUAUCCCUGCUCAAGGUCUUGUGAAAUAUUUGACCUUGUUUGUGACUAUAUUCACCGUGAUGCUUUCAGCACUUACUACAUUAGUGUCCUUAAUUUUUUACUAUUUAAACAUUGUUUUAAAGUUUAUUACAGGCUCAAUGAAUGUUCUUCUACUUCACUAGAAGAUAAAGGCCCGGUUUCACAGACAGGGUUUACAUUAAGCCAGGAUUAGGCCUUCGAUCAAUUAGGACAUUUCAGUAGCUUUUAUAAACGUGUCUUUAGAAAAAAUAUAUUUCUGGUGCACAUCCUGAGAUAAAACAAUGGCACUGACGUGUUUUAAGAUCCGUCCGUGCAAGUAGCUUUCAGUUAAAACAGCUCAGACAUACAUUUUAGUCUGGGACUAGGCUUAGGCCUUGUCUGUGAAACCAGGGGAAAAAAGAAGAAGGGUGUGCUUUAUUAUGCUCUCUGCAGAAUAUGACAGAAGAAAUGUGACCCACACCUAUAACUAUAAAAAGCAGGUAGAAUUGCAGUUAGCAUGAAACCUCAAAUGUGUAGCUGGGCUGGAAAUUUAUUUUUGUAUGCAUGUAUAAUUUUUUUUCUAUUACAGAUGAACAAGCAAACAGAUUUAAAGGCUGUUGUGAAUGAUGGGUUACAGAAAUGUCUUCCUGUGUUUAUUAUUAUUUGAAGUUAUAUAUUCUGAUUUGUAAGCAAGAUUAUGAAGUCUCCUUUUGCUAAUCAUUUUAGAGCAUUAUUAAAAAGUCCAUGUACACAAUGUU